AAAUAAAGUUUACCUUUACUUUUACCUUUACCAAUUAUUAAGCAGGCUUUUGAUACCACGACUAUGGCAUCAACCGAUAAAGAUUAGAUUUACUGAGCCAUCAAAAUGUAUGUAUUGGAAAGUGCUGGAAAGUGUUUUGAGCCACCUAAAAUCCUUUGCAAAUUUACUUUUUCAGAAGAGUGUCGUCUUUUGGAAUUUAGAGCGGCCCAAGUAUUAGAGGGUAAACGUCUGAUAAACCACGUGAUUCGCAUCGCUGAAACCAUGGAUCAGGAAUUUUGUGGUGCGCUGUGCUUCAUGGAACAUAAUUGUGUCAGUUAUAAUUAUAUAACAACAAGUGAAAUUGGAAAAUGCGAAUUAAAUAAUGCUACGUACGAAGGACACCAGAAAGAUCUGCAGGAAAAUCCGGACUAUGUAUAUCGGGGAGCAAAAAAUCCUUGUGCCAGUGGCCCUUGCUCUGGUGAAAUGAUUUGUCAAACCGGUUUUACACACAGAGGAUAUCGUUGCAUUUGUCCCUCAGGAUUUACGGGUCAGGACUGUAAGACUGACAUUGAUGAGUGUGCUGCAGAAACAUUCAGUUGUGACGCAGAUGCUGAGUGUAGUAACACCAAUGGGUCUUAUACAUGCUCUUGUAAGCCUGGAUAUCAUGGAGAUGGGAAGAAUUGUGAAGAUGUCGACGAGUGUAAAGGAGGAACACACAACUGCACCGCUGAUGCUCUGUGCAACAAUACCAAGGGAUCGUUUAUUUGUUCUUAUUCGACUUGCAAAGAACUUUAUGACGGGUUUUUGACCAAGGAAAACAAAGCCUACCAGCUGAAAGUGGGAUCCAAUGAAAUCCAAGUCUAUUGCGCCAUGAAUGAUACCAUGCUGGGACCUUGUCGUGGAAGCGGAUGGACACUAGUCAUGAAGAUUGACGGAAGAAAGCGAACCUUCCACUAUGAUUCCGAUCUUUGGAGCAACAUAGAAACUUUUAACCUGGAAGGAGGCGAGACUGGAUUUGACACAGAAGAGACCAAGGUACCGACCUACUGGACCACACCGUUCUCCAAGAUCUGUCUUGGCAUGAAGAUCCCUGGAGAGGAAACAACGAAUUUUAUCGUCAUAGACCAAACGGCAGACUCGCUGUACUCACUGAUCGCUGACGGGAAAUUCCGUUCCACAUCAGUGGGCCGUGACACCUGGAAAUCGCUGCUUGGUUCCCAAGGCUCCUUGCAACGGAACUGCAACAAAGAAGGUUUUAACAAUGUUGAUAAUUUAAACGCGCGUACUAUUAGGGUGAGAAUCGGGAUCCUUGGUAACAACGAAGACCAGUGCGCCUACUGUGACUCAAGAAUCGGGUUUGGCUCCGGAGGUCAUCCUGAUGACACCAACACGUGUGGCAUUGACGCGAAAUUCAACUCAGAUAACGGAGACAAGCACAUCAAGGCCAUGGGAUAUAUCUUGAUUCAGUGAGACCCGCAUGCAACUUAUAUUUCCUGUUUAUGUUCAUUUAUUUUUUAAAUCAUUAUUUGUGUUUUUUAUUGUCAUGAAGCCGUU
Messenger RNA from Orbicella faveolata, 1533 nucleotides. RefSeq lists its product as uncharacterized. Gene Ontology annotation, molecular function: heparin binding; calcium ion binding. Lineage: Eukaryota; Metazoa; Cnidaria; Anthozoa; Scleractinia; Merulinidae. The record is from RefSeq and is a predicted model, not a curated record.